GCGCAGACACAGAUUGGCUUGUCAAAGUACGCGAAACCACUCCCUUCAACUGCUAACUCCCUUCCUUUGAAUAGCAACCCAUCAGAAACCGUGUUUUAUAGACUUGAUUCCAGUACAUAAUAGUAAAAGUUAUUCAAUUAACCGUUUAAAUAGCAUUGGUUUCGUAUCCGCAAGGUGAGCGGUGAAAACUUUGAAGCACCCACUCAUUUGGAAUAGCCUACUAGACCGGAAAAUGGUUCUCAAAUCGGAAGACGGAGUCGUGCCAGAUGACCUCACCCCUGAGGAGCAGCAUGAGCUGGAAAACAUCCGCCGACGCAAGCAAGAGCUGCUGGAAGACAUUCAGCGUCUGAAGAAUGAGAUAGCAGAAGUGACCAGUGAGAUCGAGAACCUGGGUUCCACAGAGGAGAGGAAAAACAUGCAGAGGAACAAACAAGUGGCCAUGGGCCGAAAGAAAUUCAACAUGGACCCUAAAAAGGGGAUUAAGUUCCUGAUUGAGAACGACCUGCUUAAGCACACCAGCUCUGACAUCGCCCAGUUCCUGUACAAGGGAGAGGGGCUAAACAAGACCGCCAUCGGAGACUACCUUGGGGAGAGAGAUGAGUUCAACCUCCAGGUCCUCCAUGACUUUGUGGAGCUCCAUGAAUUUACCGACUUGAACCUGGUCCAGGCCUUGAGGCAGUUCCUGUGGAGCUUCCGGCUGCCUGGCGAGGCCCAGAAGAUCGACCGCAUGAUGGAGGCUUUCGCCCAGAGAUACUGCCAGUGCAACCCUGGCGUCUUCCAGUCCACAGACACCUGUUACAUCCUGUCGUUUGCCAUCAUCAUGCUGAACACCAGCCUCCACAACCCCAACGUGAAGGACAAGCCGGCCGUGGAGCGUUUCAUCUCCAUGAACAGAGGAAUCAACGAUGGAGGAGACCUUCCAGAGGACCUGCUCAGGAACCUUUAUGACAGCAUCAAGAACGAGCCCUUCAAAAUCCCUGAGGACGACGGGAACGAUCUCACACACACCUUCUUUAACCCAGACCGGGAGGGCUGGCUGCUUAAACUGGGGGGACGCGUCAAGACCUGGAAGAGAAGAUGGUUCAUUCUCACGGACAACUGUCUGUAUUACUUUGAGUACACCACUGACAAAGAGCCCAGAGGGAUCAUUCCACUGGAGAACCUCAGCAUCCGAGAGGUUGAGGACAAGAAGCCUAACUGCUUUGAACUCUUCAUCCCAGAGAACAAGGACCAGGUGAUCAAGGCCUGUAAGACGGAGGCGGACGGCAGAGUGGUGGAGGGGAACCACACCUUCUACAGGAUCUCUGCUCCCACCACCGAGGAGAAGGAUGAGUGGAUGAACAGCAUCAAAGCUGCCAUCAGCAGGGAUCCCUUCUAUGAGAUGCUGGCCACCCGCAAGAAGAAGGUCUCCUCCAUGAAGAGACACUAGAGCUGCUCAGGACUCCUCCUCUUCCCCCCGUUGAGAGAGUUUGGACCCAUCCUGCUGAGACCCUGAGACUUGUGUUUUCAGGCCUGGGGAUGGGGUUGGAGCAGGGGCUGCAGACUGGGGGUUGGGGCCUCUUGCCUCGGUCAGCAUUUCUCUGGGAUAGGCUCUAGCUUUGGGAUUCCACAGACCGACCAACAGGACAGGGUGCAUGCUGUCCUGCCUCCCCCUCCUUCUCUUCCCCCUGCUCCGGUCUCUGUGGCUGAAUGCUCUCCGUCUCUCUCUAAACUCUUUGCUGUGUGUAUUUUGGGAGAAAGGGGUCUAUCGCUUUCUGGGUAAAAUGGAUCCCCUCCCUCAAAAAGACAUGUGCACACACACCCAUACUCUCACACACACCAAUGUCGUACACUGAAGUCACACACACACACACACACACACACACACACACACACACACACACACACACACACACACACACACACACACACACACACACACACACA
Molecule: messenger RNA, 1926 nt
Organism: Oncorhynchus masou masou (cherry salmon)
Lineage: Eukaryota; Metazoa; Chordata; Actinopteri; Salmoniformes; Salmonidae
Product: cytohesin-1
Exons: 13
Coding region: 233-1429 (398 amino acids)
Biological process (GO): regulation of ARF protein signal transduction
Molecular function (GO): guanyl-nucleotide exchange factor activity
Source: RefSeq, a predicted model, not a curated record